Paramecium sonneborni is the source of this 488-nucleotide messenger RNA. The record is from the annotation of a GenBank genome assembly. NCBI's taxonomy places the organism in Eukaryota, Ciliophora, Oligohymenophorea, Peniculida, Parameciidae.
AUGUAAAACUCAAAAAAGAAAUUAAAAUUUUAAAUUCAUAGACAACAAAAGCCUAUUAAUUUUUAAAAUCUUUUAUACCAAGAACCAAAUAAUAAACAACUUUAUUAACUUUUCGAAAAUAAAAAUAAUCAUGAAAUGAUCUCGAAAGAAAUAAUUAAUUAGAACAAAUCUAAGAUAGCUAACAAUAAAUCAUUAUAAUUAUUAAAUUUGAUAUUAUAGCAUUAAUCAAAAAGAGAACUUAUAAGAACAAAUCAUAAUUAGCCAGCUGUUUCUAAAAGCUUAAUUAUAAGAAAGUCAUUACCGACAGUAAAACCUAUUAAUUAACCAAUUAUCUCAUGUAGAGAAAAAAAAUCAUGUUCAGUUUAAUAAUAACGAAAAUAGUCAAGUUCAUAUAAUUAAAAUCUUAUAUCAAUGCGAGAGACAAUAAUUGGACCAUGGGAAGAAUGAAGUAAAUGAUAUAUAUUUUUAAGUAAUAAAUCUAUAUUUAC